Molecule: messenger RNA, 7232 nt
Organism: Liolophura sinensis
Lineage: Eukaryota; Metazoa; Mollusca; Polyplacophora; Chitonida; Chitonidae
Product: calcium-activated potassium channel subunit alpha-1-like
Biological process (GO): potassium ion transmembrane transport
Cellular component (GO): postsynaptic membrane
Molecular function (GO): large conductance calcium-activated potassium channel activity
Source: RefSeq, a predicted model, not a curated record
AGCGGAGGUGAGCUUACGUUUUCAGUGUAGCCGCAGGUCAAGCCAUGUAUUAACGAUGAUUUACUCUUGGUGGUGUUGUGGCGUAGAGAGAAUAUGUGUCUUCUAAUAUCAACAACGUCGUUAUGCAAGUGGAAAGUAUAGGGUACAAAUGGCGGAGAACAACUCGAUAAAGAAUGUCACAUCUUGCACGCUCACCUCGCUCGAUCCUCAGUGUAACGGGGAGCGAUCAUGGCAUGUAUUCCUGCUAUCCAGCCUGGUAACGUUUGGAGCAGGGCUUGUAGUUAUCUUGGCUUUCCGAAUCGGGGCAUGUCUGUGUUGUCGAAAGAAGAAAAAAUCGGCCGGUACAAAAGUUACUCAAAAUGUACCCAAAUCAGCUCUUCUGCGAACCACAGAACAUGAGAUAGGAUGGAUGACCGAGGCAAAAGACUGGGCAGGAGAGCUUAUCUCAGGCCAAAGUACAACAGGGAGAAUUUUGGUUGGGUUGGUGUUCUUACUCAGUAUAGCCUCCCUCAUCAUCUAUUUUAUAGAUGCUUCAGAAAACACAUCAGUAGAGACUUGUGUUCCAUGGGCUAAAAGUACAACCCAGCAGGUUGACCUGGCAUUCAACGUCUUUUUUAUGAUUUACUUCUUUAUAAGGUUUGUGGCUGCCAAUGAUAAGCUAUGGUUUUGGCUGGAACUGUUUUCAUUUGUGGAUUAUUUUACCAUACCACCAUCCUUUGUGGCUAUAUACCUGGACAGGAACUGGCUAGGUCUGAGGUUCCUCAGAGCUUUACGCCUCGUCUCCAUACCUGAUAUCCUGCAGUAUUUAAACCUCCUUAAGACCAGCACUACAAUACGCCUCCAACUUGUGGCCUACUUUGUCAGUUUCUGUCUUGCUUCGGGUGGCAUCCUUCAUCUGGUCGAGAACUCAGGUGAUCCUUUCCCACCAUAUUAUUUUUGUAACAGUCAGAAACUUACGUAUUGGGAAUGUCUCUAUUUUCUGGUGGUUACCAUGACUACCGUUGGCUAUGGCGAUAUCAAUGCAGAAACCGUCCUAGGGCGCAUCUGUGUUGUCUUUUUUAUCAUGUUUGGCUUGGGAGUGUUUGCCAGCUUUACACCUGAAAUCUUCCUCAUUGUUGGACGAAGGCAGAAGUAUGGAGGUAUAUUCAAGAAAGAAAGGGGAAAAAAGCAUAUCAUAGUCUGUGGUCAUAUCACACAUGAUACUGUACAUAACUUCCUGAAGGACUUUCUUCACAAAGACAGAGAAGAUGUUGAUGUUGAAAUUGUCUUCAUUCACAAACAACUACCAGACCUGGAACUAGAAGGUCUAUUGAAGAGACACUUUACACAAGUGGAAUUUUUCAAGGGUACUGUGAUGGAUGCUAAUGAUUUAGAGAGAAUCAAGAUCCGUGAUGCAGACGCAUGCCUGGUACUGGCUAAUAAGUACUGCGAGGACCCUGACCAGGAGGAUGCUGCCAACAUCAUGAGGGUCAUCUCCAUCAAAAACUACUACUCUGAUAUCAAAGUCAUUGUCCAGCUUAUGCAGUAUCAUAACAAGGCAUACUUGUUGAAUAUCCCAAGCUGGGACUGGAAGCGAGGGGAUGACGCUGUGUGUAUUGCUGAGCUCAAGCUGGGCUUCAUUGCUCAGAGUUGCUUGGCUCCAGGGUUCUCCACCCUAAUGGCUAAUCUCUUCACUAUGAGGUCACACAAGCCAAAAAGGAGGUCAGCAUCAUCAGGACCUAAAUAUGCAAGGUCAAACAGAGUUCGUAGAAGUUUGAUGAAAUUUGUAUGGUCGACGGACAUGCCCAAGUGGCAGAACGACUACCUAAGGGGUACAUCCAUGGAGAUGUACACAGAAUAUCUCUCCAGCUCAUUCAAUGGCAUGACCUUUCCAGAGGCAGCAGAACUGUGUUUCAGUAAGCUGAAGUUACUGCUGAUAGCUAUAGAGGUACGCCAGGAUGGCCGAGAAAGCACACUGGCCAUUAACCCAGGUCCCAAGAUUAAGAUAGAGAAUGCCACGCAAGGCUUCUUCAUUGCCGAAUCCGCAGAAGAGGUCAAAAGAGCAUUUUACUAUUGCAAGAAUUGUCACAGUGAAGUCACAGAUGUGCGGGGUAUCAAGAAAUGCCGUUGUCGACCAUUGGCUAUGUUUAAGAAGGGAGCUGCCGCAGUGUUAGCGUUUUCUCGCGCCCACGGUGAGGGAAGCCAGGGAGGAACAGGGAAGCAGGAUAACUACUACAACUCUGAAUUCCAGAAUUUAGGACCGGGCUCAAGCCUCUCCAGUCUGGCAAAGUCUUCACCAACAAAUGUAUUCAAGGAAAAGAAUAAUUUCCGAAUGGCAGAUGACGACAGUGAAGAUGAUGUGGAUACGGAUGAUUCCAGUAAAAAUGUCUUGCUUGGGAAACGUCGGGCAGCUACAGAGGAGCGAUUGCCUCAAAGCUCGCGGCUUGCCCAGUUGGCUAGUCCCUCGAAACCCCUGUUACCAGUGCUUGACACGCUCCCUAGUGGAGAGGACAAUACAGCUAAAGAUGAGCUGGCAACAGCAGACGUCUGUAAGUUUGACUCCACCGGAAUGUUUCAUUGGUGUCCCGAUAGACCAAUUGAGGACACGCUAAUGGACCGUAAUCAAGCCUCCAUGACCGUCAUGAGCAACCAUGUGGUCGUCUGUCUAUUCGCUGAUGCUAAUUCACCGCUCAUAGGCUUGCGAAACUUGGUGAUGCCUCUGAGAGCUAGCAACUUUCACUACAACGAAUUGAAGCAUGUUGUGAUUGUGGGAGAUUUCAAGUACUUGCAGAGGGAGUGGAAAACGCUUCGUAACUUCCCCAAAAUCUCAGUUCUCCCGGAUAAACUUGAUUGCGAUGAUCCUUACCGGAAAACUGUCCUUCAUGGUUCGCCGCUAAACCGUGCCAAUCUGCGUGCAGUCAACAUUAACCUGUGUGAUAUGUGUGUAAUCCUAUCAGCCAAACAGAAGAGCCACGAUGACCCCCACCUUGUGGACAAGGAGGCCAUUCUCUGCUCCCUCAACAUCAAGGCCAUGACCUUUGAUGACAGUCUUGGCCUCCUGCAGAACUCCUUACCUAGUGUUGGCUUUCUUCCUCCUGGCUUCUCACCCCUGGGCAAUAUGGCGAGAUUUGGCAGGAGAGGGUCAACCUGUGGCUCAAAUGUGCCUAUUAUUACUGAACUAGCAAACGACUCCAAUGUGCAGUUUCUGGAUCAGGAUGAUGAUGAUGACCCAGACACAGAGCUUUACAUCACGCAGCCGUUUGCCUGUGGUACAGCUUUUGCUGUCAGCGUCCUAGAUUCGCUCAUGAGCACGAGCUACUUCAAUGACAACGCCCUGACACUGAUCCGAACCCUGAUCACAGGGGGCGCUACGCCGGAGUUAGAGCAGAUAUUAGCUGAGGGAGCGGGGAUGAGGGGUGGAUACAACACCCCAGCCCUGCUGGCUAACAGAGACAGGUGUAGGGUGGGGCAGAUCUCACUGUUUAAUGGACCCCUUGCUCAGUUUACAGAGUCAGGACGGUAUGGGGAUUUGUUCGUUAAAGCCCUGAAGACUUACGGUAUUUUAUGUAUCGGCCUGUACCGGUUUCGAGAUACUGCCGACUCUGAGAAGAGUCCGUCCUCCAAGCGUUAUGUGAUCACCAAUCCCCCUGAGGAUUUUCCCCUGCGAUCAACUGAUCAAGUGUUCUGUCUUUUACCUUGCCACUUUUCUCAGUCUACUUCAUCGUGUGACACCCACCAAAUUGACAAACAUUUUUUGUCUUCAGCCACUCCAUUGGCGAGAUUCAAAGAAAAUGAAGAAGGCACACAAGACUCCACCACAUAAACCCAUGUCCCCCUAGUGGUGAAUACCUAGAGCUCUCUCUGUGUAAGGGGGAGGUAAUAGCAGUAUAACGCCAAUGUAUAAUAUUGUAUGAUGAUGAAAAGCAACAUAAUGGAUAUUUACCAAGAUAAGCAAACUUGUAUAACAUCUGUAGUAGUUCUUAUGAUAGAAAAUAUUCCAAUUUAUUAAUAAUAUGUAUAUAUUGUAAACAAUAUAUAUGUACAGCUAUGUCUUCUUUUACAAAUCCCAGGAUAAGACAAACUGGCAAGACUGCUUUGAAGUACUUUGGCCCUGAUAUAUUGGUUGGUUUAUCUUGUGUUAUGGUGUGAAGAGCACAAAGGUGUCAAACUUAACACCCAUGUGCUAUAAAGGUCAUAUAGGCAGUGCUUGCUGUAAGGUCUGGAUAGUGCUGUUGGAAUGUUUUGUGACCUCCUGCAUCCAGACAAGACCUGAAAUAAACUAUCUGUUACUUGCGGUAUCCUUCUGCUGAUGAUAAGCACAUCUGAUCUUUCUACAUGAACUCUUUACACCAUGCUCAAUUAUUGGCAGACGGUUUGAUAGAUUAUAAAAACAUGUAUGUGUAAGUGAAUUUGUACUACCCUUUUUUUUAUCUCUUUGACAGUUCACUUUUUCUGCUGUUAAAUUUCUAACAGUUACACGUAUUUUUACUGCAAAUGUUCAUGAGAGUUUUUUUUUAUUGAAUCUUGCACUAUUUUAAUGUUGAAUGAAAAUAUACAUAUGGCUUGAUGCCAGCACAUAAAUUUGGAUUUCAGCACAUUCAUUGUUGUUUUUAUUCAUUAAGAUUUCUUUCUUUACUCUGAAGUCUGUUUGUUAUAUUUGUACAUGUACAUAUCCUUCCAUAGUCUACCACCCAAAUGACAACAUGUGGUUUAUCCUCAGUCUUGUGAGUUAAAUGUCUUGUGGUUGUAUUGAAAGUUGCCUUUUAUCUAAAGAUAAACUGUUGAGUCAAAUUAGAUGAAAACUAGCAAGCGGGCCUGUAAAUUUGCUGUUCCAACCAUCAUGGCUUGGAAUCCUCUCAUGUAAUUUGUCUUGUUAUUUUCUUGUAGUUUUAGGCAAUUCUACAUUGUGCUACUCUAGAUAUUCAAGGGCUUUGUGGAUCUCUGAGAAUGUCAGUCACUGUUGGCUAAUUAUAGCAGAUAAGCUGCCAGUGUACUCCACUACUUUGUGAUCAUGCAGGACUUGUUUUGCUACUGUAAAUUCACAUGAAUGGGUUUUAAUGUUUGUGAUAUCAUAUGAUAUAUUUUAUCUCUUUCAAAUUCGUUUCAUUUAUACUUUAGAUGUGUCGUUUUUUAUGAAUCUACCAGUGUGUGUGAUACGUCUGUGAUGCUUCAAGAGUAGAUAUCAUUGCUUGUUACUGCCGGUUAUUGUUUUUUUAAUUUUUAUGAAAAUUAAAAUUUUUAUUGGUAAUUUGUGCAGUCUGUGUAGUAUCGAAUGAGGUUCAUAGCCCAUUUGCAAAUGGUCAGAUUUGUUAGUUUCUGAUACACAGAUGUGUCAACAUUUCAGGACAUUUUGUUAUCCCAGACACAACUUCAGUCUUGUCAUGUGUUAGAUGUACUGUAAUUCUUCAACCUUUUCUUAUAGGUGACAAGGUGUUUAUUAAAGCAUUCUCUUAUGGCAUUAUUGUGAAGCCCUGAAAUUAGACAGUCCGACCAUUGUAGCUUUGUCUUCAAAAUAAGAUUAAAAGGCUGCAUAAGUCACACCGAAAGUUGCCCUUUCACAUGUGAAAGGAUUGAGGAAUUUGGUAAGUAAACCGUCAGCAGGCAGUUUGUAACUGUUACAAUGUACGCUUGUAACUGAUUUUGCCAGACCUUAUGUUCUUAGGCCUAACUGGUUAAGAUAAUUAACUUGCACCUAAAUUCCUACCAAUUAUGUAACUUACAGGUGAUGUUCGUUGGCCAGACUAUUGUGUUAGAUAGGGACAUUUUGAGAGCUUGCGUACAAUGCAUGGUUUGUGACAUGUACAUGGUACAGUGUGUACAUAGCAGGUUGAGAUCACUACAGUGGAAUAUACAGAUGAUCAACGGUUAAACUCAGCUGUGCUGUAAAAAUAGAUGACAGUUGUAAUGUUUGUAGUCAUAAUGCGAGAAUUAAAUACAGGAUUGUUUCAUUGAACAUGUCAUUAGUAAUUCCAGCGAACACAUCAGUUAGUAAGGUUAUACAUGAUGUAUUUACCAAAGGUUUUCAUUUGCUGUGAGCAUGGUCGCUGGAGCUAUCCAAAUGAAUCUCAUAUUUAUUGAGUUUUUGGGUAUAAAUUCACAUCUGAUGUGGAUGUUAUCUCUAGCUCAUUUCAGGUAUGGUUUUUUUUUUCCUGAAAUGAAGUUUCCUAAAAGUCACCCAGUUUGUUUCUCUUUUUUUUUUGGAUCAGAGAGGCAUUUUUAUUCUUAAAAUUUUACUAUGGCCUAAAAAAUAGUGGUGUAUUGACAUUAAAGCAUUGUAGUGGUGAAGUAUUGAGGUUACAUGCCAACCUUACAAGGUUGAGUUUUUACUGAAUUGGGAUGAAGGUUAGCUUAAUUGUGCACUUAGAACAUCUGACCUCUUGUAUCUGUUUUAAAAAGACAGAUAAAAAUCACAAUGGUUAACUUAUUAUUCUAUUACCAGUAAGAAGGCCAUGCAAAGCGUAGAUUUUACAGCUAUGUUCUGUGUCACUAAUAAAUCAUUGCGAUAUCAGCGAUCGGUACUGGUAUGGGGAAAGGAUUGUUAUAAAGCACUGGAUAAAUUAGCUCUAAUACCGGUCUCGUUCAUUAAUACCUGAGUAUUAUUUAGCAGUCAAACAAGGCUUACAAUUCUUAGUUUGCACUGCAGGUAGUAGGAAACUGUUUCACGUGUUUAUUUAGUAUAAGGUCUGUAUAUUUAGCUUUAAACUCCUGUUACUUCAAAAUCAGUUUUGAAGCAGUUUACUAUUUGCCCUCUCCAUGUAAUCAUCAUCUUGCUGCCAGAAAGGAUGAUGUGAGACAUCGAACUUGAUUAAAUGAAGAUGUAUGACCUUGGGUCUGUUGGCAUUCAAAUGACAUGUAUUCAUAGCUUGCCAUACAAUCACAUUAAGCUUUUGUGUAUUAAGCUGACAUUGUGCAUUCUCCACACAACCCUGGAAAACCACGAAUAAAUACUUACUUGUUCUUGUGUCUGGCCAAACAACCAGAAGGCUUUUAUCAGCUGUGCAUAAUGUCUUUAUAUCCAUGAGACGACUGUCAUUGUCGACAGUACUGAAAUAAGCCUCGUCAUUCCACGCCUGUUUCGUCUGUAAUCCCAGGAUUUCUCAUCGUCUGAUAUAUGUUGGUCUCCAAAAUGUUGACGGAGUUUUUUUUCCGUAAUGAAUUUUUAUCACAUCCAACUUUUAUGUAUGUAUGUUUGCUAAAUGGCUUACCCCACUGCGUUUGGAUUGUAUUAUUAUAAAAAUAAAUGAUUAGUUUUG